AUGCUGCCCCCGCCGCCCGCUCAGCGGGGUCGCCGUCCCGGCCCGCCGCCCUCGCCCCUGCCGCUGCUGGGCCUGCUGGAGGCGGCCGGGAACGAGCUGGAGGUGCUGGGCGCCGAGGUGGCCCGCCUGGUCGGGCUGAAGACUUUGGACGUCUCCAAUAACAAGCUCUCCGAAAUCCCAGCGGAACUGGCCGACUGCCCAAAGCUGAAGGACGUCAACCUGAAAGGCAACGCCCUCAAGGACAAACGGCUGGAGAAGAUGGUGAACGGCUGCCAGACCAAAUCGAUCUUGGAGUAUCUGCGCCGAGGGAGAGGCAAACAGGAGGGUGGCACCGAGAAGGAAGAAAGCCGGAAAAAGAAGCGGGAAAAGAACAAGAGGAAAACAGGCAGCGAUGACGAACUGGAAGAUGCCCAAAAACUGCUUGUGAAAAUUCUUCACAUCUCCGACAACCCGGCGCCGUUGGUGGUGAAAGCCGGCCCCAGUGCGAAAGACGUCCGCCCUUACAUCGUGUGCUGUGUGGUGAAAGGCAUGGAUUUCUGCACUGGCAAUGCUCUGAAGAGGUUCCUCUCCGUGCAGACAAAACUCCACGAGGACCUUUGUGAGAAACGAACAGCAGCCACCAUUGCGACUCACGACCUGCAGCUGGUGAAAGGACCACUUGUUUACGAAGCUCGGGCCCCAGAGGAGUUGAAGAUCGUCCCCCUGGGCCGGAAGGAGACAAAGGCCAACGACCUCCUUCGCCAGUUGCAGGCCGAAGCUGAAGAGCAACGGAAACAGAAAAAAAGACAGAAUAUCUCUGGAUUGUACAAGUACCUUCAGCUCCUGGAUGGGAAAGAAAAUUAUCCCUGCCUGGCUGAUGCCGAAGGUGCCGUGAUUUCGUUCCCUCCUAUUACGAACAGUGAGAAAACAAAGCUUGGGAAAACCACCACCGAUUUGCUUCUCGAAGUGACCAGCGGCACGAGCCUUCAGCUGUGCAAAGAUGUGAUGGACACCCUCAUUGUGAAAAUGGCCGAGUUGAACAAGCUGACUGCAGUCCACAAAGACGGGGAAGCCGGGUCGGAUCACGAAAUCCUCGCGCCCGAAGGCAGCCCCCCAAGCAGCCCCCCAAGCAGCCCCCUGGUCUUGGAGCAGGUCCGGGUGGUGGACGCAGAAGGGAACUUAAAAGUUCUUUAUCCCUCAAAGACGGAUCUCCACUCCUCCCUCCUCACCGUCCUUCAUUAAGCUCGGCUGGCCAAACGCCUCACUUGGCC
Messenger RNA from Protobothrops mucrosquamatus (brown spotted pit viper), 1250 nucleotides. It is a transcript of the gene LRRC47, whose product is annotated as leucine rich repeat containing 47. The coding region runs from base 1 to 1221 and encodes 406 amino acids. Gene Ontology annotation, biological process: phenylalanyl-tRNA aminoacylation. NCBI's taxonomy places the organism in Eukaryota, Metazoa, Chordata, Lepidosauria, Squamata, Viperidae. Gene Ontology annotation, molecular function: phenylalanine-tRNA ligase activity; RNA binding; protein binding. The record is from RefSeq and is a predicted model, not a curated record. The transcript is spliced from 7 exons.